GUGCUACACAAAAAGCAGCUCCCCUUUUUUAUGAGCAUGCUAACCAAUACUAAGAUUGCGCCUUAUCAUCCGAUGUAAGAACUCAGGUAACUCAGCCCUUUUUCUCAGAACAAGGGAAAUUUUUGCCAGGACAGAACAUUCCAGCUGCCCUUGAAGAGGAGAUUCAGUGUGUCAACACCCACCUUCAUGCUUGAAUGGUCCUUUGGUGAAUUUGGAGAUUCCUGAUGUAAUUGUCUCAAGGACUUACACAGACGAAGUGAGAGCCUCAGUGAACAUAAGAGAGAGCACAACAGAGAUCCGAGAGUUUUAAAGGAGAAAGAGUGAAGACAUGGCGGCUUUUGGUCUGGAGUUAGUAGGCGUCACGCUCUCGGUUCUUGGCUGGAUUCUCAGCAUUGUGUGCUGUGCUUUGCCCAUGUGGAGGGUCACGGCAUUCAUCGGCACCAAUAUCGUCACAGCACAGGUGUACUGGGAGGGAAUCUGGAUGAGCUGUGUGGUUCAGAGUACCGGACAGAUGCAAUGUAAAGUCUACGACUCUAUGUUGGCUCUUCCUGCGGACCUACAGGCGGCUCGCGCUCUGGUGGUGGUGGCCAUCAUCGUGGGUGUCCUUGCGCUCUUUGUGGCUAUAGUUGGGGCCAAAUGCACCAACUGCAUUGAGGAUGAAUCGGCCAAAGCCCGUGUGAUGAUCAGCUCUGGUGCCGCUUUCAUAACAGCUGCAGUCUUGCAGCUUAUUCCUGUGUCCUGGUCAGCAAACACUGUCAUUUUGGAGUUCUACAGCCCAGUUGUACCAGAAGCUCAGAAGAUGGAAAUAGGAGCAUCGCUGUACCUUGGCUGGGCUGCUGCGGCUCUGUUGCUGGUCGGAGGCUCCAUUCUGUGCUGCAGUUGUCCACCUAAGGAUGAGAUAAGGUACCCGCCACAAAGUCGUAUAGCCUACUCAGCCCACCACUCAGUAGCUCCAAGCACCUACAACAAGAGAGACUAUGUCUGAGGACUUUUGAGGACUUUUACUGUCAGUCUUUCAUUGAAAGAUAAUUGUGACCAUAUGGGUUGGAGGUAACUCAAAAUCUUGUUUACUUUUUCUCCAUGUGAAUACUUCUACAUGCUUUUGUUUUGUUCGGUGUCCAUUGUCACUCCACACUUUGUUAGGUAUAUUUUAGCACAAGUUGCAUAAAUCAUCUUGUAUGUUUUAAAUCAAAUUUGUCAGUUGAUUUAUAAAGGAAAAAAGUCAGCGGUUUUAUUUUUGUAGUCUUGUCUGUUUUCAUUUACUAUUUUUACUUUAUUUUCUUUUGCAGUUUUUACACUUUUACCAAAGCUGUUUGUGAAUUUAUAUUUUUUUAUACUUUCACUUAAAAGAAUAAAAAUGGAUUAUCUGCUAAUGGCUUAAAACAAAAUGGAAAAUCUUGUGUUGUGCUAAUAUGUUUAUGCUGUAAUCAACUCUGUAAAUGUUUAGUUGUGUUUAAUGUUUAUUUUAGUAGCAUUCUCAUUCUUAUUCAUUGAAACUCUGUCAAGCUAUAAGUUCAAGUUCCACUGGACAACACAACAGAGAAACUAUGAGACUAUGUGCAGGCACCUCCCAAAGUUUCAUCAGAUUAAAUAUAUUGUGCAUAUUGUUGUGUUUUUAUCACUGAUUAAUUAGAAUAGGCCUAUAUAUUUGAAUAAGUAUAACUGAGUGAAUUGAAUUAUUGAUUAUUAAAAAAUACAAAUAAAUGAAACAA
Molecule: messenger RNA, 1712 nt
Organism: Ctenopharyngodon idella (grass carp)
Lineage: Eukaryota; Metazoa; Chordata; Actinopteri; Cypriniformes; Xenocyprididae
Gene: cldn3d
Product: claudin 3d
Exons: 1
Coding region: 329-985 (218 amino acids)
Biological process (GO): cell adhesion; bicellular tight junction assembly
Cellular component (GO): plasma membrane; bicellular tight junction
Molecular function (GO): structural molecule activity
Source: RefSeq, a predicted model, not a curated record